AUGGAACAAACAGGAGAAAAGAAAAAAAGAAGGUGGACAAAGAAACAACUUCGAGCUAGUCAGGGUAUGCUAACACAGCAAGCUAAAACUAAUAUAUAUGCCUCUCAAGCUGGAACUACCGGAUUCGGUGCCGUCCGUCACGGCGCUGACAUUCGAGCAGACGAUCAGGAUAAAGCCGGAGAAGGUGUAUUAACUCAACAAUCAGCCACGCACAUAUAUGCUUCCCAGAAGGGUAUGACUGGAUAUGGUUCAGUUCGUCAUGGAGCUGAUAUCCGGUCAGACGACUGCUGUCAAGAAGGUCAUGGAGUGCUUACCCAGCAAGCCGAAACAAACAUAUAUGCGUCUCAGAAAGGAAUGCGCGGAUAUGGGGCAGUUAGGCACGGUGCUGAUAUAAGAAUAAAAGAGCUUUACGAAGAAGGUGAUGACGAUGAAUAUCCAACAGAUGAAGAAGAAGAGAAAAAAGUAAUGCCUCCAAGAAGAAGUCCACGAGUAGAGCAGCAAUCAGCCCCAGAACCGGAACCGGAAGCAGAGCAGGAAGCCAAUCCAACUGGUGCCUCUGGGCAAAAAAAGAGACCGAAGUUUACAAAAGAACAAUUGCGUGCGGGGCAGGGUUUCGUUGGCCUUCAGGCUGGAACAAAUAAAGGAGCUUCACAAGCUGGCAUGACGUCUUUCGGGGCUGGAAGACAUAUUGCCGAUAUUAAAGUGAAGGAAUUAUGGGAAGAAGAUGACGAUGAUCAGCAAGCGAACAAAACGGAAGACUCUACUGAUCAACAGACCGGGGAGAAGAAGAAGAAAAGAUGGACGAAGAGACAGCUUCGUGCCAGUCAAGGUCUUCUCACACAACAAGCUAAGACAAACAUUUACGCCAACCAGAGUGGAAUGACAUGUUAUGGCGCAGUAAGACACGGUGCUGAUAUCCGCGCUGACGACCAGAACAAGGAAGGCGAGUCUCUGUUGACCCAGCAAGCUGCCACAAACAUCUAUGCCUCACAGAAGGGUAUGCGCGGCUACGGAUCUGUCCGUCACGGCCCAGACAUAAGAGCUGACGACGCCAACGCAGAGGGGCAGGGAAUUCUUACCCAACAGGCCGCAACACAUAUCUAUGCCUCUCAGAAGGGCAUGACCGGAUACGGAUCCGUGCGUCAUGGCCCAGACAUUAGAGCCGAUGACAUCCGCGCUGAGAGCAAUGGCCAACUUACACAGAUUGCCGAAACUAAUAUCUAUGCCUCUCAGAAGGGAAUGACCGGGUACGGAGCCGUGCGCCACGGUGCAGAUAUCCGUGCCGACGAUGAAAACCAAGAAGGCAAAGCUUUCCUUACUCAACAAGCCGAGACAAAUAUCUACGACUCGCAGAAGGGUAUGACUUGCUUCGGCGCCGUUAGACACGGUAAAGAUAUUGCUAUUAAGGAAUUGUACGAAGACUCUGACGAAGAGUAUUUGACCGACCCUGACGAGCCGGUUCCCCCGCCACGACAGGAAAAAGCUGCUGCUCCCCCACAACAAGAGCCUGAACCGGCCCAGGAAGAGGAAGAAGAAGAAUAA
Messenger RNA from Ruditapes philippinarum (Manila clam), 1542 nucleotides. RefSeq names its product calponin homolog OV9M-like. The record is from RefSeq and is a predicted model, not a curated record. Bases 1 to 1542 code for a protein of 513 amino acids. The transcript has 3 exons. NCBI's taxonomy places the organism in Eukaryota, Metazoa, Mollusca, Bivalvia, Venerida, Veneridae.